Molecule: messenger RNA, 3127 nt
Organism: Gavialis gangeticus (Gharial)
Lineage: Eukaryota; Metazoa; Chordata; Crocodylia; Gavialidae
Gene: SSX2IP
Product: SSX family member 2 interacting protein
Exons: 15
Coding region: 1341-3038 (565 amino acids)
Source: RefSeq, a predicted model, not a curated record
CACCAGGACCUGGGAGAAUAGUUGUUUACCAGGACCCUCCAAGGGAUAACAAGGUCUAACAGCCAAAAACUGCUGGAAAGCCAAUUUAGACUGGAGGUAAGGAAGUACUUCUUUACAGUCCAGGUGUCCAGGGUCUGAAACAGACUCUCCCCAGAGGUGGUGCAAGCAUCUACUUUGGACUCAUUCAAAAAAAUUUGGAUGCUUAUCAUGCUGGGAUCAUUUCAUCCUAGCAGAAUUCCUGUCUAUGGCAAGAAGGCUGGACUCGAUGAUCUUGCAAGGUCGUUUCCAGCCCCUAAUGUCUAUGAAAUCUGACCUCAGCACUGAGGUGGGCAGAAGAUAAUCACAUACUCAAGAUUUCAGUUUCUCUACCUCACUUCUUUUUCCAUGUCAUUCUCUAGGUAUUCCCUAAAUCUAGAAAGCCAGGAUUGGAAGUGGCUUCUUUCUGAUCUGAGUUGGGUUUCCUGGGUGUGCCAAUUGACAUAUCUGUAACAAUAGCAAAGUGUUGUGCCAGUGCACCAUGAAUGAGCUGGGCAGCAGAAGCAGAGGGCCUCUGACCAUCCCAAAAAAUCUCCAUUAGCCUACCAGUGUAUAUUUAUAUAUAGUGUACUGGUGUUAAUUAUGGUUCCUUCAUUUUUAAAUUGAUUUUAAGAAAACGUUUUAAAGGGGAAUUAUAUUGAGAUGUCAUCCAAGACUAUUUUUCCACUAGAGAGUCAGUUACACUUACAAAGCUGGUGUUUUGUAAGGAGUGUGGUCUGUUAACAUUCACUUUUCUUCCUUAAUAUAACUUUGCAACUGAAGCUGAAACAUCUUCAUUUUUAAAUAUUAUUUAAACCACCUAAAAUAGGGGGAAAAGACAAAAAAGGCACAGGUAUUUUUUUUCUUUUAGUAAUGAUAAACUAAUUGUGAAUCAGGUUGAGCUGAUGCCCGGAUAAACUUCCAUAAAGCUCAUUUGACCAAGCACUUGUUGGAGCUGUAGUCUAAUGGUACUCUAUCCAGAUUCCAUCACUUUUGUUGGGUGUCCUUUGGUCUUUUCAGGCUUCUUUUAAGUUUUCUGUAAAAUCAAAAUUUUAAAAAUAAUUCUUAUGAAUGAAGGUUAAUUUCUCAAUUUUACUUAGGCCAGGAUUACAUAGGAAUAAAGGAAUUGGACCCUAGCGCUUCAUCUAGUAGAGAGAUCCCAAAGAAAACAAUUCUUUAGAGCCUUUGAGGACAUUGUAUGGAUUAAUGGAUCCAGCAAAAGCCAAAUUAACAUGAUAUGCCUACGUAGGAGAUAUUACCAGCAGUUGUACUAAAUACUUCACUGCUCAACCAGUUGCUCAGGUAUUCUGGCUGUCUUUGUUGCUAUGGGAGAUUGGAAGACUAUUACUGUGCCAGCGCUGUCAUCAGUUUUAGAUAGCAAAAAUACUUCUCAAUAUACCUCAGAAAAAAAGAUGUCUCCCUCAAGCUUAAACAUGCAACAAGUGCUACGCUUGCCACUGCCUUCAUCCAAAAGUAUGAACAGCUUUUUCAGUGCCUUCUGCACAGAAGAGAAUGUUGAACAGAGUAUAUCCUAUCUUAAUAGGGAGUUGACAACACUGGGUUUCCCUUCACUUUAUGCAGAGUCCAAAGGUAAAGAAUUAAACUUAAUAUCUAUCUUAAAUUGUAUGAAUGAACUACUUGUACUUCAACGCAAGAACCUCCGAGCUCAGGAAGAGAUGGAAGUGCAGCACUUGAAAUUGGGUAGUGAUAUGGAUCAUCUGCAGAACUGCUAUGCCAAACUAAAGGAGCAACUAGAAGCCUCUAAAAGGGAGAUAGUUGGACUUCAGGAAAGAGACAGACAGCUUCAGUGCAAAAACAGAAAUCUGCACCAAUUACUUAAAAAUGAAAAGGAUGAGGUGCAGAAAUUGCAGAAUAUUAUUGCAAGUCGGGCUACUCAGUACAAUCACGAUAUGAAAAGAAAAGAAAGAGAAUACAACAAACUAAAAGAACGAUUGCAUCAACUAGUUAUGAACAAAAAGGAUAAAAAGAUAGCUAUGGAAGUUCUAAAUUAUGUAGGUCGAGUUGAUGGGAAGAGAGGUGGUUGGAGAACUGAUAAAACAGAAGCCAGGAAUGAAGAAGAAAUGUAUAAAGCUCUGUUAAGGGAUUACGAGCAAUGCCAAAAACAACUUCUAGUAGAAAAUGCUGAGCUGAGGAAAGUUCUUCAACAAAUGAAGAAAGAAAUGAUUUCACUCCUCCCCCCACAGAAACAGAAACCUAGAGAAAGAUCUGAAGAUGGUAUUGGACCAGUGCUGUCAGAUAUAGAAGAAGAUGUUGGGGAAUUAAAUAAAGAGAACAUGUGGGAACUCUCCUGUGAAACCGUGCGAGAGCAACUGACCAACAGCAUUAGAAACCAGUGGAGAAUGCUGAAAAAUCAUGUUGAAAAAUUGGAUAACCAAGUGUCACGUGUGCAUUCAGGUGCUCUGACUGACAAAGAUGUAAUCUCAAGAGAGGACCAUGAAUUGGAAACUGAGAAGUUAGAGUUAGAAAUUCAGCACUGCAAAGAAAUGAUUAAAACUCAGCAACAGCUCUUGCAGCAGCAGCUUAUGUCUCCAUGUGAUGACGAUACCACUGUGUUACUACAGGACUGUUAUUUGCUGGAAGAAAGGGAACGUCUCCAGGAAGAAUGGAAACUAUUUAGAGAACAAAAAAAGAACUUUGAGAAAGAGCGAAGAAGUUUUACAGAAGCUGCAAUUAGACUAGGACUUGAGAGGCAGGCCUUUGAAGAAGAUAGAGGAACAUGGCUGAAGCAGCAGUUUCUAAGCAUGACUUGUGAUUCCAAGUACUCGGAAAAUGUGAAAACUCAAAGUGCUACCUCAGGAAGUUCUGAUCAAGACAAUCAUUUAAUGAACACCAGGUCUCAGCAAAAGAAACCUCGCUCCCUGUCUAGUGUACCAACCUCAGCAGAACUUUGCCAGACAAUUCAGUAUACUCCUUAUAGCAGUCCAUGUGCUGUAUCAAAUAAAACCACUGAAGAGAGCAAACCAAAUCAGUGGGAGGAAAUCUACAAAGAAGAAACUGAGUAAUGCUUCAAGAUGUGGAUCACAGGAAGAUUAUAGCUGAUACUCUGCUGCAUAUAAACUCGCACAUAGAAAAUAAACUGCCUUAGACUUCC